Eruca vesicaria subsp. sativa (arugula) is the source of this 1141-nucleotide messenger RNA. The record is from the annotation of a GenBank genome assembly. Lineage: Eukaryota; Viridiplantae; Streptophyta; Magnoliopsida; Brassicales; Brassicaceae.
AUGGCUGAAGUUGUUCACUUCGUUGCUGAUUUUCCUAACAAGGCUCUUCUUGCUUAUGGGCUCAGUAGCUCAAGGCGUGCACCAGACACACCUCAUCCCUAUGGCUACUCAAAGGAAAGGUUUGUAGGGUCUUUGAUAUCUGCUAUUGGCAUCUUUUGCCUUGGGUUUGGUGCUACCAUAGUUUACGGAGUACAGAACUUGUGGACUUUUGAGCCACCUCCAAAUAUGGAAUAUGCUGAUGUGGUAAUUGUUAAUAAUCCUUUAUGUCUUAAAGGUGCUUCACUUACCGUUGCUAUUCAAUCUGUCAAAAAAGGAGCUGCACAAGAAGGCAUGACCAUAAGAGAUUAUAUUUGGCGUGGUCAUGAUCCUACUUCUGUUGCUGUUAUGACCGAGGGCGGCACUGCAGUGGCAGUUUUGGCAAUUGCCGCAGCUUCUCUGGUUGCUGUUAAGAUGACAGGAAAUGCUAUUUAUGAUCCUAUAGGAUUGUUGUUGGAAACUUACUUGGAAUGGUACGUGGCUAUAUUUCUCAUUCAACAGAUCCGACAUGCCUUGAUUGGAAGAGCAAUGGAUGAUCAAGACAUGCGUAAAAUUCUUCACUUCAUAAUGAACGACUUGGUUUUAUAUGCUCUAAAUGAUUGCAAAAGUGAAGUGAUUGGUCCUGAAUCCUUCAGAUUUAAAGCUGAAAUAGUUUUGCGAGGCUGCAGAGAAAGGGGAUGAUUCUGCAAUGCUCAAUAUUAUGUCAAAUUACGAUAUGCAGUGCACCAAGUUCUUUUUCUUGUGGAUUUGUCUUCGAGGUUGUAUAUUCCAAGCUGUCUAAGCAUGUUGUAGGUGAGGAAGUUGUAACAGCUUUAGGAAGUGAAGUAAUCCGGUUAGAGAAACAGAUCCGAGACCUUGUCCCUGGAAUCCAGCACGUUGACAUUGAAGCACAGAAUCCCAAAGACCAAUCUUUAUGAUCUGAAAAAGAGUUGAUGUUCUUCACGGUCUGAGUUAUGGAUAUUUCUCUUUUGGCCUAAAUAAUGGAAACCACAGGUAUGGCUUCUUGGAGAAAUAGAAAAGAGUUUAUGGAUUCUUCUCUAUCUUUGUUUCUGAUAUAAGUAGAAGACUUAAAAGUCUCAUGCAAAAGAAAAGGCUUUCUGUUACG